AUGCUGGUCAUGUGGUCCGACGAUCAGAAGCUAUAUCCGCUUAACUACAACUACUACCAGCCAGUCGUCGUUACCUCGAUCUUGUUGGGUAUCUGGGGCAUGGUGAUGCUGGUCCGCGUCUCCCAAGAAGGACUCAAGGAGUACUUCGUCCAGGGGAAGUUCAUCGUCCUCCAGCUCGUCCUGCUCCUCACCAAGUUCCAAGGGCUGGCAGCCAGGACACUCGCUAUGGGCAACCUCUUCCCCUGCAGGAGCCACAUCACCCCUACUGUCUAUACCAACUUGAUCUACAACUCAGCACUGCUGUGGGAGAUGGUACUCCUCGCUGGAUUCGCCAGACUCCUGUAUAAGAAACCUGUUCCUGAGUCUUACCAGAUGGACAAGAACUCCAACCUCCCUAAACAGCUGUGCACCCUUCAGGAGAAGAUCACGAUUAGCGAAAGCAUCACCCAAGAAAACAUCAAGAGUCCUGUGGCCAAGUACUAA
Messenger RNA from Nezara viridula (southern green stink bug), 483 nucleotides. The record is from the annotation of a GenBank genome assembly. NCBI's taxonomy places the organism in Eukaryota, Metazoa, Arthropoda, Insecta, Hemiptera, Pentatomidae.